AUGCAACCCACAAUUGAUUUAUUGGAAUUGGUGUCGGGGCGAUCUUUAGAUCUUUGGAAUGAGAUAAAAACAUUCCCUAAAGAAAUGAUUUUCAAACGACUUCUUGAACCCAGAUCAUUCGAAGAUAAAGAGAUCAAUGAAUUGGUAAAGAAAUUACAAUUCUAUCUUUGCUUUCUUAUUAUUGAUAGAGCAAGUUAUCACAAUUUAUUCUGCAAUUUAGUACCUGAAUUAGAAAAGAAAAUAGAUGAAUUAAAAAAUAAGAAUAUCAAAAUCAAAACUGAGAAUACGAAGUUAAAGCAUGACAAAGAAGAAGUUGAAAUCGAGAAUAUAAAGUUAAAACAGGAUUUAGAUGAAUUUAAAAAGGAACUCAAGUCUAAGAAAAAUCAUAAAUUUCAGGAGAAAUGCAUUCUAAUAACUCAGAUACUUCUUAAUAAGAACCCAUAG
This is a messenger RNA of Cetraspora pellucida, 444 nucleotides long. The record is from the annotation of a GenBank genome assembly. NCBI's taxonomy places the organism in Eukaryota, Fungi, Glomeromycota, Glomeromycetes, Diversisporales, Gigasporaceae.